AUGCUCAUUGGAAUACUGGAAGGUCAUUGGACGUCCAAAACAUUUCAGCCAUCCAGCCAUUCCAAUGACAUAUUCCAUUGGAAGGGAUCAUAUGGUCACGACUAUGGCCUAUUUCAUAGAGAGAGUGCCGCAGCAUUCACAAAAGGUUGCGUCAGACAAGAGAGCUUGCUUGAAAUAGAG
Molecule: messenger RNA, 180 nt
Organism: Ambispora leptoticha
Lineage: Eukaryota; Fungi; Glomeromycota; Glomeromycetes; Archaeosporales; Ambisporaceae
Source: the annotation of a GenBank genome assembly